Molecule: messenger RNA, 2689 nt
Organism: Malus domestica (apple)
Lineage: Eukaryota; Viridiplantae; Streptophyta; Magnoliopsida; Rosales; Rosaceae
Product: cytokinin dehydrogenase 5-like
Biological process (GO): cytokinin metabolic process
Molecular function (GO): FAD binding; cytokinin dehydrogenase activity
Source: RefSeq, a predicted model, not a curated record
GAACUCUUCCGUGCACGUGUCUCUCAACCCUUCCACGUGAACAGCCACAUGUCCUCGACCCCACACCGGGCCCAUUCUCUCAAAAGAGUCCCUUGUCCUUUAAAUUGAGGACCUGCAUGUUAUAUCCUAGGCGCAAAAGAGAGAGGCGCACAGAGUCAGAAUCUCAGAAUCUCUGGAUGAUUUGUUGUUUGUUGCCUCGGAAAAUUGUAGAGUGAGAGAGAAAAUAUUUACAGAUAUACAUAUAUUCCUCGUUACCUUAUCUGCUAAAAUAUUAUAUAGUAUAUCUAGAUAGAUAUUAUUCACACAGUACAUGUAUGUAUGUGAGUGUACCUGCAGUCUUGUAACGUGAAGAAAUCUUGUUCUGGAAAAGAAAGAAAGAAAGAGGAGCUGAGCGAAUCUGUGCAUGUUGCGUACGAAAUCUUUAAAGCGAAAUCAGCCUUACGUUAUCUCCACGACCACACAUCCCUCCCUCCCUCUGACACAAAGAUUUUGUUCCUUCUCAUGUUUCUCUUAUUUAUUUCGUUAAUUCCUUCCUCUCACGGUCUCACUCACUAUAGUCUAUAUAUAGCUAGACUAUAGCUGGAUACCACCACCGCCACCUACUUCUCUCCGCCGUUGUCCACAGUUCUCAAAUCCUUCAUCCUUCUAGCCGCCGCCUCCUCCUCCUCCUCCAGUAUGUAAUCCUAUACCUAAUUCAUCAUUUUAAACCAAACAAAGAAAAUCAAGAUCAAGAACAAGAACAAGAAUAGUAACGUACUUGAACACAUGGCAACUACCAAGCUUGUUUUAAUUACAUUCGCAAUCUGUCGACUUAUUCUCACGGUUGGUUUAACCGUGGAUCCAACGGAGCUUCUCCGCCUCGUCGUCGACGGACAGCUCAGUGUAGACCCAUCUGACGUGGAUACCGCUUCGAAAGAUUUCGGCCUGAUGAGCAGAGCGGCGCCCUUGGCCGUUUUACACCCUGCCUCCGCCCAAGACGUGGCGGGACUGGUGCGGGCAGCCUACUCUUCGCCGCACGGGUUCACGGUCUCGGCCAGAGGCCACGGGCACUCCAUCAACGGGCAGGCGCAGACCAACAACGGUGUCGUGAUUCAGAUGAGCGGGGGAUCGUUGAGAUCGGGGAGGCCGGCUCAGGCGGCUCGAGUAUCGGAGAAGGGGAUGUAUGUUGAUACGUGGGGUGGGGAGUUGUGGAUAGAUGUGCUCAGGAGCACGCUGGAGUAUGGACUCGCACCGAAGUCGUGGACUGAUUAUUUGUACUUAACAGUCGGAGGAACCCUUUCCAACGCCGGAAUCAGCGGCCAAGCUUUCAAUUAUGGACCUCAGAUUAGUAAUGUUCAUGAGCUCGACGUUGUUACAGGCAAAGGCCAGCUAUUGACAUGUUCCGAAGAGCAAAACUCAGAGCUGUUCCAGGCUGUUCUUGGUGGGCUAGGCCAGUUUGGAAUCAUCACUAGGGCUAGAAUUGCUCUCGAACCAUCCCCCAAAAGGGUGAGGUGGAUCCGAGUACUGUAUUCCAAUUUUUCGGCUUUUACCAAAGACCAGGAAUUCCUCAUCUCUCUGCAUGGGCAACCUUCCAGCCAGAAAUUCGACUAUGUCGAGGGUUUCGUUAUUGUCGACGAAGGCCUCAUCAACAAUUGGAGGUCAUCUUUCUUCUCCGCUAGCAACCCUGUUAAAAUCACCUCCAUUGAUUCUGAAGGUGGUGUUUUAUAUUGCUUGGAGAUUACGAAAAAUUACGACGAAUCGACUGCCGAUACAAUUGACAAGGAAAUAGAGGAUUUGUUGGAAAAACUGGAUUUUGUACCGACGUCAGUCUUCACAACUGAUCUUCCAUACGUGGAUUUUCUGGACCGCGUUCACAAGGCCGAGUUGAAGCUCCGAGCCAAGGGUUUGUGGGACGUCCCCCAUCCAUGGCUUAACCUUUUUGUCCCCAAAUCAAGGAUUUCUGACUUCAACGAAGGAGUGUUCAAGGGCAUUUUGGGAAAUAAGACAAGCGGACCCAUUCUGAUUUACCCCAUGAACAAAGACAAGUGGGACCAGAGUAGCUCGGUGGUGACGCCCGACGAGGACAUUUUUUACCUUGUGGCGCUGCUAAGAACUGCCUUGGAUACCGGGGACGAGACCCACACCUUGGAGCACCUGACCAAUCAGAACCGUCAGAUCCUCAGAUUCUGUGUUGAUGCGGGGAUCGAGGUGAAACAGUACCUCCCGCACUAUACUACGCAGGAGGAGUGGAUGGACCACUUUGGAGAUAAGUGGGCCCGGUUUUACAAGAGGAAGAUGGAGUUCGACCCUCGGCGCAUUUUAGCCACCGGCCAACGUAUUUUCAGCCCUUCAUCGGUUUCUUCUAGUCUUGGUGUUGGUGGUGAUAAAUUGUCGAUUUCUUAGAUGACCAAAACGUGCAGUUUUUAGGGUUAGUCUUGUACAUAUACUGUUAGAUGAACUCUUUUUUAUUAUCAAAUGAGUACUGGUUAUUAUAAAGAAAACGAGGUUUUGUUUAGGGGUUUUUCAGUCUGAAUGCUCAGAUCACGUGACUGUUCAGGCUCCAGCCGAGGCCCAAGACUCAUUGUGUGGAACUAGGAUAGUGUUGAUGGGGCCGGAAUACAGUAGUGGAACGAGAUACAAUGUUUUUGUGCCUUUGGUUGUAGAGGUGAGGUGGCAUGACCACCCGUAUUCAAGAAUUUCUCCUUUUUUA